Molecule: messenger RNA, 1894 nt
Organism: Triticum aestivum (bread wheat)
Lineage: Eukaryota; Viridiplantae; Streptophyta; Magnoliopsida; Poales; Poaceae
Exons: 6
Coding region: 342-1601 (419 amino acids)
Source: RefSeq, a predicted model, not a curated record
UCGGAGGGAGAGAUCUUUGCUUAGCGGGAGGACGAGUGCUUCUCCCCCUCCUCUUUCUCUUUCUCCUCCUCCUUCUUCUUCUUCUUCUUCUUCUUUGGGAAAAGGGAUUGAUUGCGUGCGAACGAGGCCGCGCUCGCUAGCUCUGAGCUGAGCUGAGCUGAGCUGCCACUGCCAGUACUGGCUGGAGUGGACAGGUUUUGUGGCGAGUACUAGUCCCAACUCCCCAGCAACAAGCGGCAGGCACCGAGCAGCCAGCCAAUGUAUUCCUCGCACAGGAGCAUCAGCAGCUGCGACAAGACGCCGCCGUGCAAGAAGCUUCACAGGCACAGAAUCCCACACUGAUGGCUGCACCCUACUCUCCAUCUCCAUCUCCAUCACAUCCCACUGCUGCUGCCCUUGUCCUGCUACUGCUGCUGCUUCAUGUCGCGCUUCUUGGCAAGUGUGCGGCGGCGGCUAACGUGACGUUCGGGCCGGGGGAGGAACUCCGGAGGUACAGGCGGGUCCAGGCGCUCCUCACAAGGCUCAACAAGCCGUCUCUCCGGACCAUUCAGAGCCCCGACGGCGACCUCAUCGACUGCGUGCCGGCGCACCUGCAGCCGGCGUUCGACCACCCCAGGCUGCGCGGCCAGAGACCACUGGGCCCGCCGGUGCGACCGAGUGGACACCACCGCCGCCCCAAUCACACGGCGGACGCCGGAGUGCAGCUUUGGGCGAUGUCCGGCGCGUCGUGCCCGGAGGGGUCCGUCCCGGUGAGGAGGAUUACGGAGGCCGACGUCCUCCGCGCCAGCUCCGUGAGGAGGUUCGGAAGGGUGCCCACGGCCAGAGUACGGCGUGACACGGUCGCCGGCGGCCACGAGCACGCGGUGGGGUACGUUGCCGGCGACGAGUACUACGGCGCGCGUGCGAGCAUCAACGUGUGGGCGCCCAAGGUGAGCACGCCGACGGAGUUCAGCCUGUCGCAGAUCUGGGUUAUCGGCGGCACCUUCAGCAACGAUCUCAACACCAUCGAGGCCGGAUGGCAGGUGAGCCCGCAGCUGUAUGGGGACAACUCGCCCAGGUUUUUCACUUACUGGACGACGGACGCGUACCAGACGACGGGGUGCUACAACCUGCUGUGCUCAGGGUUCGUGCAGACCAACAGCCGGAUCGCCAUGGGGGCGGCCAUCUCGCCCACCUCCGGCUACAAAGGCGGCCAGUUCGACAUCAGCCUCCUGAUCUGGAAAGACCCCAACCACGGCAACUGGUGGCUGGAGUUCGGGUCGGGGGAGCUGGUGGGUUACUGGCCUAGCUUUCUGUUCAGCCACCUGGCGUCGCACGCGAGCAUGGUGCAGUUCGGCGGCGAGGUGGUGGACACGCGCGCCGAGGGGUCGCACACGGCCACGCAGAUGGGGAGCGGGCACUUCCCCGGGGAGGGCUUCGGCCGCUCCUCCUACUUCCGCAACCUGGAGGUGGUGGACUGGGACAACAGCCUCAUCCCGCUCACCACCUUCCACGUCACCGCCGACCACCCCAACUGCUACGACAUCCAGGGCGGCGUCAACGCCGUAUGGGGGAACUACUUCUACUACGGAGGGCCAGGGAGGAACGUCAGGUGCACCUAGCUAGCUGCUUGCUUGGAUAGUCGUAGCCACAACAAAUUCAUUUUUCUUUCUUUAUUUCUUUCUUCCUGAAAGUUGUUCAUCUUCUACAGUUGUGCACCUAGCUUAGCUAGCUUGCGCGUCUUCUACAGUUUAUUUUCCAACCAAAGGGAAGGUGGGUUCACUAGUUGUAAAACAUGGGUCUCCUGAUCUCAACAGUGUAGUGUAGCUUCGUUUCAAAAACAAUGUACUACUGUACUAGUGUAGCCAACUCAGUAGUACUACUCCAGCACAUACUACAUGCAUGCAUGCAUCAA